UUAGCACAUUACAGGAUUUCCAUACAUUGCACGUUUGACAGACAAUUUCACAAUAAUAUCAUGAGUUACUGUCUCCUCACGUUUAUAUAAGAUGAAAUCAGUUAUUAUAUUUAGAAACACGACAACUGUGGGUCAGAUACGUUAUUUUUAUUCCAAAAAUUACAGAUUAAAAGAAAGUUUAUUAAGAAAUUUGAGUUUUAGGAAUGACCUACAGCACUGCAACUGUUUCAACUGUCAAACUUUUUCACAACAAAUCAGGAAUUAUACAAUGGAAGGAAACAAAAAAGAAACGUUCAUGAUAGCAGGUCUUGGAAACCAUGACUAUCCGGGGACAAGGCACAGUGUAGGAAUGCAGUUUGUCAAUAGGCUUGCUAAAUUUCUUGACAUGAAUUUUACAAAGAAUCGAGACUGUGUUGGCUUUGUUGGAGAAAAAGAAUUGAAACAUAUAAAUCUUGUGCUACUGAAACCAAAACAGCCCAUGAAUAUAAAUGGACCAAGUGUUUAUAAAACAGCUAAAAAACAUAAUGUGCCAGUAUCAAACAUAUUCAUUGUGCAUGAUGACCUUCAAAAAAAGGUUGGCAAAGUUACAAUAAAGGAAGACGGAAGUCCUUUGGGACAUAAUGGAGUGAAAUCUGUUAUUCAGUCAUUUAAAACUGAUGUAAGUACAUCUGUAUUGUAUUAUAAACAUUUUGAAAUUGUAACACAAAGAUGCAUUUGCAUUUGAAAAAAAAAAUCUGGCUCUUUGUUGGAUUCGAGUUUGAGUCUCUUU
Molecule: messenger RNA, 769 nt
Organism: Ruditapes philippinarum (Manila clam)
Lineage: Eukaryota; Metazoa; Mollusca; Bivalvia; Venerida; Veneridae
Product: peptidyl-tRNA hydrolase-like
Exons: 4
Coding region: 92-724 (210 amino acids)
Molecular function (GO): peptidyl-tRNA hydrolase activity
Source: RefSeq, a predicted model, not a curated record